GUACGGUAAUGAUAUUAUAUUAUAACAAUUACAAAUAUUUUAAUGUUAGAUAAAUAUAUCAUGAGUGGCGACUGCAGGUUGUCCGAAAGGGCGACAACGAAUAGCGAUUUGCGUUGGUUGACGUGCCGGCGGCGGUUGUUUUUAAACGAUAGCUUCAACAAAAAUAACAAAAUAAAUAUAUAAUAAUAACAACAACACCGAACGCCGGCGAUGUAGACACGUUCGAGUGUUCGCGCACGCGCACUCUCUGCGUUCACGGUGCGGUGCCCCUCCGCAUCAUCAUCGUCGCCGACGGCGAAGGUCCGGCGGGGCGGGACGAAAUGUUAUUUUCUACUACGCACUUUACGCACUUGCGCACGCACACGCACGAAGCGCGACGCCGACGCGUCCAAAUAUUGGAACCUCCUUGUUUCCAGCGCUUGCCGGCAUCGAGCGCGGCCGACCUUGAUGCCUGUACAUUGUUAUUGUUUACAUCAGACUCACAGCUGUGGCCAAUCGGAGCGCCCCGUUCGUCAACUGCGCAAUUCAGUCUGGAAGCGGCGGUUUUGCUUUUGCGUAUCGGCGGACCCCAUCGUCAUAUCGGCUUUUUACCCACCACACACAUCAUCGUCACCGUCGGUUCCGAGCGCAUUGUCUGUCCGCCAUCGUUGUAUCCAUACAUACCAAAUCCUUUAUACCGGGCCAAAUUUUUCUCUAGUUUUUUCUAGUCUUACAAGCAUUGUUUUACAUGUUGUAAUAUUUCGUUUUUUAUACGUUUUGCGAACGCGAUUCUCGUCUGAUCCGCUGAAAAGACUCGACGCACACGCCUAACCCAUCUACCUCAUCGACCCUGCCGAGUACGAGUACAGCGUGGUGUCACGCCGGUACCUUAUAGAAGUUCGAACGGUGUCGAUAAUAACCGAAAAGCCGACGCCAUGGCCGAAGUCGACGAUGCUGUCAUCGACGUCGUAGCGUCCGAGGUGAUCAACGGUUGUACCAUCACCGGGGACAGCGACUAUUCGGACAAGGCUGUGGACCCGACGUCUGUGGAGAUGCGCGUCAAGCGCAAGGCCAAACGGCUGGCCAAGUCCCUAUCCCGGGACAGCGGCAUCGUCAACGGACAUGGCGGCACCGCCACUGUGGUUCAACUCAAGAGGCGCUGGAAGAACAACAGAAAGUCCAGGAACGGUUUCACCAAGAGAGGAGAAAUCAAAAAAGGCGGUGCUGGUGGUAAAGGCGUUUGGGGAAAGUUAGGUGAAGAAAGUGAUUUGGAUGCCGCUAUUGAUAUGAAGGAUCCUAAUUAUGAUAGUGAUUUGUUGGAUGAUGAUAAUAUUGUGUUACGAGAAAUCACUCCAGAAUCAUCUGAUGAAGACCUCAAAAAUUCCAUUACAUUUAAUAUUCUUGAGUAUUAUGAACAUGGUGAUACUGAUGAAGCAGCAAUGACAUUAAGCGAGCUAAACAUAGUUAGCAAAUGGCACUUGAUAACUCAAGUUUCCGUUGAAGUAGCUCUCGAGCACAAACCAUCACAAAGAGAGAUGACAUCUAUCUUGUUAUCUGAUUUAUAUGGGCGUUUAAUCAAGCAAAAAGAAAUAGCCCAAGGCUUUGAUGUCAUUUUGGGUAAUCUUCCUGAUCUCAUUCUUGAUACUCCCGAUGCUCCUAUUGUUGUUGGCUGUUUCUUAGCCAGAACCAUCGCGGAUGACUGUCUCCCACCUAAGAUUAUAGACUUCUUCAAAGAGAAAAACUAUAGUGAUUUAGCUAAUCAAGCGUUGAUAAAAGCCCACAACUUGUUGAAUAUAAAACAUGGAUUGACUAGACUUGAUAAUGUUUGGGGUGUUGGUGGUAGUUUAAGGCCAGUACAGUAUCUUGUGAGACAAAUGAACAUGCUUUUGGAUGAAUACUUAUGUUCAGGUGAUUUGCAAGAAGCCAUUAGGUGUAUUUUGGAAUUGGAAGUACCACAUUUCCAUCAUGAACUUGUUUAUGAGGCUGUUGUUGAUGUUAUUGAAGCUAUGAAUACUCAUACCGAAAUAUCUAUGUGCAAGUUACUUAAAGCGUUAUAUGAUGCUAUUAUUAUAACCCCUGAAAUGAUGAAUAAAGGUUUUGAUAGAGUGUUUGAUGUUCUGGAUGAUAUAUCUAUUGAUGUCCCAUUAGCAUCUGCUGUCCUUGAACGUUUUUUGGAUAUGUGCAUCAAUGCUGGAUUUUUAGAAAGAGAAGUGUUGCGUAAAAUACCAACAAGAGCAUCGGCUCGUAAGCGGUAUGUAUCUGAAGGUGACGGUGGACGCCUCAAAGAAGCAUAAAAACUAAGAAAAGAACCAUUAAAAAACCUAUACUCCUCUUCUCCUCUACCUCUAGAGUACAGUAUUUUUUUUUCUCAAUGUUUGAUUUGAUAUAAUUUUUUUUUGUCAUUGUCAUUAUUUAAUAAGAUUUUAAUUAUAAAAUAUAAUUAUUUCAUUAUAAUUACAAUUGUCCUUAGCAUUACAAACUAAUUUACAUAUUCCAACUCUAUUUUUAGUAAUGUAAGUAAAGAUAUGUUAUGCAUAUGUUGACAAAUCUAUUACUUAGCUGUAUUAUUAUGCCAGCUAAGUUGUUGCUUAUCAAUAAUAAUAAUAAUAAAUUAAUAUGUCAUGAUUAGUAUUCAAAAUCAGCAAUAUCUGUUUCAUAACAAUGCAAGUAAUAAGAAUUAAUUAUUUAUUAUAAUAUUAUAUUCAUGUUUGACAUAUUAGUAAAUACUGUACUCAUUAGCAUCAUAUUGGUUGAACGAAUUAGAGAGUUCUUUUAUAUAUUUAGGUUUACGUAAAAAAAAAAAAACAAUUUCUUGAUUAUAACAUUUUUUAUUUUUAUUUUAUUUUUUUUGUAUAAUUCAUUGGCUUAUUAUGAGAUAGUUUAUGCAAAGAAUUUUUUCACUACUUUUUCAUGUAAAUUUUUUUGACAUUCUAAAUUAACUAUUUAUUUGUGUUACUAUGAGUGUAUUUUCCAGAUUAGUUCAACCAUUUUCUAAAACAUUUAUAAUAAAAUUGUGUAUUCUGUUCAGUACAAAAUUAUAUAAUAUAGAUAUUAUGUAACAUUCUUAAGCAAUAUUUUUUAGUAUUAUACAAAUAAUACAUAAUUCCUAGUGACCAUUAUGUAUAUCAAUAAAAUAACUGUAAUUUAUUAUUAUCAGAAUAAUAUUAACUAUAUUGUACUCGAGUUAAGAAUCAUACUUGGCAUGGACCAGUGUUUGUCUCCUUCACAGAGUCAAAUGCCUAUGUGCCUGUCAUAUAUGAAUGUCCUCACUAUAAAUCAGCUAUCAAGUAUGGUUCUUAAAUAGAAUUAGUUGCCAACAUAUUUAUGUUCCCUAAAAGCUGAAUUGUCUGUUUAAUUUU
Messenger RNA from Aphis gossypii (cotton aphid), 3338 nucleotides. RefSeq names its product programmed cell death protein 4 (gene Pdcd4). Gene Ontology annotation, cellular component: nucleus; cytosol. The coding region runs from base 915 to 2273 and encodes 452 amino acids. The transcript has 8 exons. NCBI's taxonomy places the organism in Eukaryota, Metazoa, Arthropoda, Insecta, Hemiptera, Aphididae. The record is from RefSeq and is a predicted model, not a curated record. Gene Ontology annotation, biological process: negative regulation of DNA-templated transcription.